CUCGGUGAGGCAGAGCGACACAGGCACCAUCUGUCUCCUCCCAGAUAACUUCAGCCUUUUCCUGUGAACCGCAAGCAUCAGGACGGGAUUUGUAUUCCCAUCGAGAGCGUCUUCUGGCCUCUGUGUGGAGUGGAUAGAUCCGAACGGAUCUGUGUGUCAGGACGUGGAUUAUCCAGUGCAUGCAGUCGUGUCGUGUGUCUUGGAGGAGGCCGGUGUCUGGGUGUGUGGCAGGACGUUGCGCAGGUUCCCAUGAGGGUGUUUGAGAGCGGCGGGUGCUGGCUGACCCUCACCACGGGCUCAGACAGACAGUCAGCCGCUUACAUGGAGAAAAGACGCUGCAGUCCAUUCCCCUUAUGCUGGGCCGCAGAAUAUGACAGACACUUAGCGCACAACAAAGGCAUGGCGACGGCAUACCUGGAGCCCAACCCGAACUACACCCUGGGCGGCGGGGCCAAGGCCCGUCUGAGUGCGGGGACGGAGCGGGCCCCUGGGGCCCCUGACAGGGUCUUGAAGAUCUUCCAUCACUUUGAGAACAACAGUGAACACAGCACCUGGUCCAGCAACAUCCGACAUGGAGAUGCAACUGACGUCAGGGGAAUCAUACAGAAGAUCGUGGACAUCCAUAAAGUCAAACACGUGGCUUGUUUCGGGCUGCGGCUCACUCACGUCCCAUCGGGCGACAUCCAUUGGCUCCACCCCGAUAUGGGCGUGUCCCACGUGAGGGAGAAGUACGAACAGAACCGCCCACAGGACGAAUGGAGGUAUGAACUGCGGAUCCGUUACCUGCCCAAGGGCUUCCUGAAUCAGUUUGCUGAAGACAAGCCGACACUGAACUACUUUUAUCAGCAGGUGAAGAAUGACUACAUGCUGGAGAUGGCAGAUCAGGUGGAGCAGGAAAUUGCCCUAAAGCUGGGAUGUCUUGAGAUCAGGAGAUUCUACAGAGAGAUGAGAGGAAACGCUCUGGAUAAAAAAUCCAACUAUGAACUCUUAGAAAAGGACGUUGGACUCAAACGCUUCUUCCCCAAAAGUUUAAUGGAGUCUGUUAAGGCCAAAACACUGAGGAAACAGAUCCAGCAAACAUUUAAGCAGUUCGCCAACCUGAACGACGAGCAGAGCAUGCUGAAGUUUUUUGAGAUCCUGGCACCCAUCUACAGAUUCGACAAAGAGUGCUUUCGCUGUGCUUUGGGGUCGAGUUGGGUCAUAUCAGUGGAUCUUGCUAUCGGUCCGGAGGAGGGAAUCAGUUACCUGACAGACAAGGGUUCCACGCCGACACAUCUGGCCAACUUCACCCAGGUGCAGAGCAUCCAUUACUCCUGCGUGGAGGAGAAGGAGAGGAAGGGCAUCUUACAGCUGGACGUGGCAGGAGCCGCCGAGCCUCUCACGAUCAGCACGCCAUCCUUCGCCACUGCUGAGAACAUGGCCGACCUCAUCGACGGCUACUGUCGACUGCUCAAUGCCGUCAGCCAGUCCUUCAUCGUCAGACCUCAGAAAGAGGGUGAGAGAGCUCUUCCAUCCAUUCCAAAACUUGCCAACAAUGAGAAGCGGCUCGAGGGGAUUCGGGCAGGAGUUCGUGCCAUCUCUGUUUCAGAAGAUGGUAGUGGAGAUGAAACAGACGACUACGCAGAGAUCAUAGAUGAGGAAGACACCUACACCAUGCCCUCUACCGAAUGCUAUGGAUUAGACGCAGCUCAGGACUAUGAGAUCCAGCGGGACAGAAUCGAGCUGGGACGGUGUAUCGGCGAGGGACAGUUCGGUGACGUCCACCAAGGGGUUUACAUCAGUCCGGAGAAUCCAUCAUUAUCAGUGGCCAUUAAGACGUGUAAGAACUGCACCUCUGACAGCGUGCGUGAGAAAUUUCUACAGGAAGCACUGACAAUGCGGCAGUUCGACCAUCCGCACAUCGUGAAGUUGAUUGGAAUAAUAACUGAAAAUCCUGUCUGGAUCAUCAUGGAGUUGUGCACGCUUGGAGAGUUGAGGUCGUUCUUGCAAGUAAGGAAGUACAACCUGGACCUGUCCACGCUGAUUCUGUUCGCCUACCAGCUGAGCACAGCGCUGGCGUACCUGGAGAGCAAACGCUUUGUGCACCGGGACAUUGCUGCCAGGAAUGUGUUGGUGUCUUCCACGGAUUGUGUGAAACUUGGUGACUUUGGUCUCUCCAGGUACAUGGAGGACAGUUCCUAUUACAAAGCUUCUAAAGGGAAACUGCCGAUUAAAUGGAUGGCUCCAGAAUCCAUAAACUUCCGUCGGUUUACCUCAGCCAGCGACGUCUGGAUGUUUGGUGUGUGUAUGUGGGAAAUCCUCAUGUUCGGCAUCAAGCCCUUCCAGGGGGUGAAGAAUAAUGACGUCAUCGGCCGGAUAGAGAACGGCGAGAGGUUAGCAAUGCCCCCAAACUGCCCCCCGACCCUCUACAGCCUGAUGACCAAAUGCUGGGCGUACGACCCCAGCAAACGCCCGCGGUUCACUGAACUCAAGACACAGCUCAGCACUAUCCUGGAUGAGGAGAAGGCCCAACAGGAGGAGCGUUUCCGUAUGGAGAUGAGGAGACAGGUCACCGUGUCCUGGGACACUGGCAAUUCAGACGAGGCGCCUCCUAAGCCCAGUCGACCCGGAUACCCGAGUCCUCGAUCCAGUGACGGAUAUUUCCCUAGUCCACAACAUGCUGGCCAGCACAAUCAUUACCAGGGGUCUGGAUAUCCCAGUGCACAUGUGCCCGGAGCUGGAUUCCCGCCGCAAGCCUCCGUCCUAGACCCACAUGAGACGUGGAACCAUCACAGACAGGAAGUUCCUGUGUGGUCUCCAAACAUGGAGGAUGGGGGCGCUCUAGGGAGGAGUCAGGCGAUGCCCACUGCCCACCUGAUGGAGGAAACGCUGAUGAAGCAGCAGCAGCAGAUGGAGGAAGACCAGCGGUGGCUGGAGCAGGAGGAGAGUUUCUUGAAGCCGGAGUCAAGGAACUCGAGGGGCAGUAUCGACCGGGAGGAUGGCGCUCUCCAGACCCCGAUGGGGAAGCAACACGUUUACCAGCCAGUUGGUAAAGCAGAUCAUGUGGCUCCUCCAAAGAAACCGCCCCGUCCCGGCGCUCCGAGUCACCUGACCAACCUGAACCCAGUGGACAGUUACAACGAGGGCGUCAAGAUCCAGCCUCAGGAGAUCAGUCCACCUCCUACAGCAAACCUGGACCGCUCCAACGAUAAAGUGUACGAGAACGUGACGGGGCUGGUGAAGGCCGUCAUUGAGAUGUCCAGUCGGAUCCAGCCGGCUCCCCCGGAGGAGUACGUCCCUAUGGUGAAGGAUGUUGGACUGGCCCUCAGGACGUUACUAGCGACGGUGGACGAGACGAUCCCAGUGUUACCGGCCAGCACACACAGAGAGAUCGAGAUGGCUCAGAAGCUGCUGAACUCUGACCUGGCGGAGCUCAUCAGUAAGAUGCGUCUGGCGCAGCAGUACAUGUUGACCAGCCUGCAGCAGGACUACAAGAAGCAGAUGCUGACCGCGGCUCACGCGCUCGCCGUCGACGCCAAGAACCUGCUGGACGUCAUCGACCAGGCGCGGCUGAAGAUGCUGGCUCACAACCGGCCGCACUAGUUUCUCCAGGAUGGCUGGAUCAUUACGGAGGGACGCGUCACCACAGGAGGCCAAAAAACAACUUUAAACAUUACAAAACAGAUGCUACGUAAACCUUUUUAAGAGAGAUUCUUCACCAGGAGAGGAUAUUUCAAACAUAUUUUGUUUUAUAAGCGUCAUGUUUAUUUUAUUUUGUAUCCAGAAAUGAAGUUCGUCUUUGUCGUCUUACUCAAACCUGCAACUGGAACCCGUUGAACUCUGAGCUGAGGUCACGCUCGAGCUUCUCCAAUAAUCCAAAGGCUUAUCAACACGUGAUUUUGUAUUAUGGAUAUGCUGAUCUCAAACUUCAGUGAUCGAGUUGCAUCGAGGGCUUGUGCUUCAACAACAUCCUCUGAGAAACUCAGGGGUUCGACGGCUGAAACGCUCUCAUGUACAGAACUCGCCACGACUCUAAAGCCAAACCACAGUCAUUUUUAACAGAUUUUUAAAGAAAUCACAGCUAUUGUAUGAAACUGCUUGACAAAGAGGGAAAAUCAAGUCACCCUGACCUGAGCAUAAUAUUACGUCAGGGGCCGAAGCGAAUAUAGUCACAUAUCAGUCACUUGAAGCACAUAUUGGUAAAAUGAUAUAAUCAAAGCUGCCUUCUGAUUUCAUUUCAAGAAACUUUUAUUCUGUAAAAUCAUGUUGUUGUUUUUUACCACACACUAGGGUUGAAACGACCCCUUUGAGUUUGAACUAGUUACUUUUGUGUACAGAACAAUCGUGAAAUCCAUUUUGUCAUUGAUAUAAAUUAUUCUCAGGAAGAAGCAACUGUACAGAUCUUUUAACUAAUAAAAUGUUAUCAUUAUCUUUA
Ctenopharyngodon idella (grass carp) is the source of this 4414-nucleotide messenger RNA. It is a transcript of the gene ptk2aa, whose product is annotated as protein tyrosine kinase 2aa. Gene Ontology annotation, molecular function: ATP binding; protein tyrosine kinase activity. Gene Ontology annotation, biological process: protein phosphorylation; signal complex assembly. The coding region runs from base 250 to 3582 and encodes 1110 amino acids. Gene Ontology annotation, cellular component: cytoskeleton; focal adhesion. The transcript is spliced from 33 exons. Lineage: Eukaryota; Metazoa; Chordata; Actinopteri; Cypriniformes; Xenocyprididae. The record is from RefSeq and is a predicted model, not a curated record.